Colletotrichum lupini is the source of this 501-nucleotide messenger RNA. RefSeq lists its product as uncharacterized. The transcript is spliced from 2 exons. The coding region runs from base 1 to 501 and encodes 166 amino acids. NCBI's taxonomy places the organism in Eukaryota, Fungi, Ascomycota, Sordariomycetes, Glomerellales, Glomerellaceae. The record is from RefSeq and is a predicted model, not a curated record.
AUGUCUCUCUCCUCUCCGCACCACCCACCACCCUUGAGGUGCAUCCAUCCAUCCAUCCAUCCCGAUACAAACUGUCAUAUUCCUCCACCACAUCUCUCCUUCCUUCACUUCCCAUCGUCUUCUAUCCAGUAUUCUUCGCAGGGCACUCAACUUCCCUUCCGGAACGACCAAUAUCGGAACGAAACCCCCAAAUCCAAACCCUGGCCUGCUGGCGCUUUGACGGCUAGGACCAAACGUGAGCAACGCCAUCAGUCACCUCCGAUAAACCGACCGCCUUCUCGUCCCAUCUCAUCCUGUCCCUUCCAGUCCCUUGCCAUUUCCCCACCCCGCGUUGGCCAUUUCGUUCCGCAAGGCAAUACCAGCUGGCAAGCACGCAGCAGCGAGCACCUUCUCGGUAAGCUGGGCAAGGCAGGCCAGGCAGACAGGCAGGUACACCGUACAGGCAACACCUGCCGCCGACCGACCUUGACGACGCACCCUACCUUACCUACCUUUACCUGA